AUGAAGCUUAUUGUCGCCGGGGCCACCGGUUUCGUCGGAACCGAGGUUAUCCGCCAGGCGCUCUCGCACCCGGGAGUGACCUCGAUCCUGGCGCUGGCACGACGGACAACGCCCGUACCGGCCAACGCUGGUCCUGGAGCUGAUGCCAGCAAGCUGCAGUCGGUUGUCUGUGAUGAUUUUGAGAACUAUUCGGAUUCGGUUAAGCAGCAGCUGUCGGGGGCUGAUGCAUGCGUGUGGCUUAUCGCCGUCACUCCCUCACAGCUCAGGUCCAUGCCGUGGGAAGAGGCUCGCAAGAUCUGCUACGACUACACGGUCAAGGGCCUCGAGACCAUCGGCAAGCUGUCGCCGGCGUCUGGCAAGCCGCUACGCUUCGUGUACACGAGCGGCGCCAACAGCGAGCGGGACCCCAGCAAGAAGCCUUUUAUACUAGGUGACUACUGUGUGAUGCGGGGCGAAACGGAAAACUUUGUGCUCAAAUACGCCAAAGACUCCAACGGCGCUGUCGACGCCACAGUGGCCAAGCCAGGGCUGAUUGACGCACCCGGAAAAUGGGGGAUUGCAAUGCGGGUUCUGUCGACGAUUGGACGCAGCAUUAUUGGACUGCCCAAGGUCGAGCUGACCGAGAUUGCGGCGACGCUUAUCGAUCAGGCGGUCAAUGGGAUUGAGAAGGAUACGCUGCUGAAUGAGGAUUUGGUUCGGAUUGGGCAGAAGGUUUCGGGGGAGAGCGAGUGA
Messenger RNA from Talaromyces rugulosus, 732 nucleotides. RefSeq lists its product as uncharacterized. The record is from RefSeq and is a predicted model, not a curated record. The transcript has 3 exons. Lineage: Eukaryota; Fungi; Ascomycota; Eurotiomycetes; Eurotiales; Trichocomaceae. Bases 1 to 732 code for a protein of 243 amino acids.